AUGUUCCGUGGCAGAAGACAGCAGCAGUGGUGGCCGCAACCGCAAAAUUACGGCGCCGUGGCAGGUGCCGGCGCGCCCGCCUGCCCGCCUGCCCGCCUGCCCCCAGAUACCAUCUCGGCCGCCUGCGCUGCGCUGCGCUGCGCCGCGCUGGCCGCUCCUCUGUACAGCGACACACCGCGACUCCCCUUCCCUCGCAGUUCCCUGUGGAACCGCCUACGCAAACAGCCGCUCUCCCUGCUGGGCGCGUCGCAGCAGCAGUACUUUCGCAUCCUGCCGAAAGACGUGCGCGUACACGAGGGCGGCGAGGCAAUGCUGGAGUGCGAGGUCAGCAACCUGGGCGGCCGCGUGCAGUGGACCAAAGACGGCUUCGCGCUCGAUAGACAGUCUGGCGCCGCACCACGCCGCGCCGGCAGAUUUGGCAAUAAAUUUUUGUGUCACCUCGCCGCCGGCGGGCGGACGCGCCGCGACUUCUUGCCAGAGUCUGUCCUAGGGCCCAACUGCGGCAGCAUCCGCCAUGUGCACGGCCGCCGGCCCUCUGCGCGCGCCAGCCGUGGAGGCGGCGACGUGACACGGAGCGAGCGCGGGCGGCGGCACGUGGCGGGCGCCCAGCAGCGCGUACUCGGCCGGCGUCGCGGCGGCGGCGGCUGCGGCGUCGUCGCCAGGCCAACCGGCGGCUCGCCCGCUGCCGCCCGCUGCGCGCCGCUAUCGAUUACCGCCUCUGCCCCGCCGGGCCGGGCUCCAGCAACGCCGGGCUGCCUGCGCGGGCGCAGCCCACAACAGGCGCCGCCGCGCCGCGCCGCGCUUUGCAUCUCCGCCCAUCAGGCACCUACCUCUACGUCCGUACUCUGCUUCUCGUCGGUGAUCCCGGGCUUCCCGCGCUACUCGGUGAUGGGCGACGCGCGCGCCGGCGUCUUCAACCUGCGCAUCAGCAACGCCACGCUGGACGACGACGCCGAGUUCCAGUGCCAGGUGGGGCCGGCGCGCCUCCACAAGGCCAUCCGCGCCAACGCCCGCCUCACCGUCAUCUCUCCUCCGUCUUCCAUAGAAAUCGUCGACCACCCACCAAAUUCGAAGAUAGAGAUAAAAGAAAACGAGGAAUUCGAGUUGGUGUGUCAGGUGAAGAACUCCAAACCGGCCGCUAAGAUAAUAUGGUACCGAGGAAACGUCGAGCUCAAACUGGAGAAACGUGUAGAUACAACAACAGAAGUGAAUGCUGGUGCCAAUGGACAUGCAAAACGCUAUAACGUACUGAGUCGAAUCAAGUUGCGACCAACAGCAGAAGAUGACUAUGCAGACUAUACUUGUGAAGCUCGCCACGAGGCUUUACCACCUGACAUGCCACUCCGUGUCACUGUGCAGCUCAGUGUCCUCUAUCCACCAGGCGUACCAUACAUUGAGGGUUACACAGAAGGUGAGGUGAUCAGACGAGGCCAGACAGUUGAAUUGGUUUGUCGAUCUCGAGGAGGGAACCCACCAGCACAGCUCAUUUGGUACAAGAAUGGCGAGCAGAUCCGCAUGGCUUACCGUACUGCUGGUCGUCUCUCUGAAAAUGUGUACUCAUUCACAGCAGAUGCUAGUGAUAACAAUGCACACUAUCGCUGCCAGGCAUCCAAUAUUAUGAGUCCUGCUCCAUUGAAGGCUGAUGUCACACUCACUGUUUUAUUUGCACCAGCACAGGUGAGCAUCGCAGGCCCAACAGAAGCACGUGCUGGUGAUGAGGUGCAGCUUACUUGCACUACAGCUAAUAGCAACCCACCUGCUGAGAUCAAGUGGAUGGUGGGUGGCCGCCAUGUACGCAAUGCCACACAGCGAGUGAUACCCUCACCAGACGGUGGACACAUCACGACCUCCAACAUCACUGUAACUGUUGCCCAUAACCGUCGUUCUGUUGUCGUCAUCUGCCAUGGUCUCAACAUGCAGCUCACUGAAAAUGUCGUCAGCACACACACCAUCAAUGUGUUACAUCCCCCAGGCCCACCAAUUAUACAGGGAUAUACUGAGGGAAGCAUACAUGCUGGAACUGUUCAGAAAAUUUCCUGCAUCUCAUCAGGGGGAAAUCCUUUGGCAACUCUAACAUGGUACAAAAAUGACAAAAAGAUAAGCUCAACAACAAAAGUCAGUGAUCGUUCUGUAUCUGCUGAAAUAACCAUUUUAACAAAUGUAUCUGACAAUGAGGCAAGAUACAGAUGUGAAGCUUCAAACUCGGCAACUGAAAUACCUCUGUUUCAGAUUAUCACAUUAAAUGUGUACUUUCCUCCAGACCAUGUGGUGAUCCGCAAGGAGCCAGAGAAACUAACACCUGGUGUGAGAGCAACUCUGACUUGUGAUUCGAGCUCCAGUAAUCCUGAAGCAGAAUUAAGUUGGUGGCGAGAGGGCAUUGCUGUUCCAGGAGUCACCAAUGUUACUCGUCCUGGUCUGCAUGGAGGCAAGGUGUCAAGCAUAAUGCUAAAUCUUGACGUGACUCCAGAAUUGGAUGGCAAUGUAUACACAUGUCAGGCAACAAAUACAGCAAUGCAGAGGAGUGUUCAUGAUGCCUUCACAUUGCACGUUUUUUAUAAGCCAGUCUUUGAAGAGGCUCCAAAAGACAUGCAGACUGGUGUGGAAGGUGAAAGCCUUGUACUGUCAGUGAAAGCAAAAGCACACCCUGGAGAUAUAGUUUACACGUGGACAAAAGAUGGAAAUGUUGUAGGGAAAAGUGAUGAGUCUCGUAUCAUAACAGAGGGUCCAGUGUUGAACAUUACCCAACUACAGAAGGAUGAUGCUGGCUCUUACACUUGUGAGGCAAUUAACAGUGAAGGAGCUACCUCAGUCACCAUUAAUGUCACAGUCCAAUAUUCUGCAAUUGUCAGGGAAGCGCCAGAGUCAAUAAUGGUGGCACCUGGAGAAGAUGCACAUUUAUAUUGUGUUGUUGAUGGAAAUCCUCUAGCAAAAAAGCACAUCACUUGGAAACACAAGGCAUUCUCUGAAAGCGAUAUGAAAAAGCGAACUAGCUCAUCUUUCAGAAAUGGCACUUCAUAUUUAGAUGUCGUACAGCCAAUAAGAGCAGAUAAUGGUCUGUUUUCGUGCAUUGCAAACAAUGGAAUUGGGAAACCUUCAAGCAAGGAUGUUCAUUUAAUUGUAAUGUAUAAACCAGAGAUAGACAACUCGCCUAUGUUUGCAAAAGGUGCCAGCAAUACUGGUGAUACUGGACGUCUUACAUGUAGAGCUUCUGGGGCACCCAAAGUACGGUUUGCAUGGGCCCGGGAAGGUUCCCCAAUACCUACAAACACAGAUAAAUAUGAUGUGCAGUUUAGGCAGGUGGACCUAGUUACUUAUGAAUCAGCACUCCUCAUCCAUCAUGUUAGGCCAUCAGAUUAUGGGAACUAUGAGUGUAUUGCUAGGAACAACAUAAGUUUUGCCACAGUUACUGUGCGACUGGAUGUAACAUCUGCACCUGACACUCCUUCAGCAUUGACAGUUCUCAAUGUGACUCAUGAUUCAGUCACUGUCUCUUGGGUUCCAGGAUUUGAUGGUGGAGUGCAGCCAACAUAUCGCAUUCGGUAUCGUCCCACAUCAGCAACAUUUGAAGGAUACAAAUAUGUGGAUGUAACUAAACCGGAUUCUAACACAUAUGCAAUUACGGGACUUGAUGCUGCAACUGAUUACACUAUUAGUAUAAUGGCCUUCAACAAACUUGGUGCUAGUAAAUACCUGCCAGAUCUGCUGCGUGCAAAAACUUCAAGUGGACCUCCUGGGAAAUCAGGUACUGCUGGUGUCGGGAUUGGCCCUGAUGUGCCUGAUGCUCUGCUCGGGAAGGCCGAUGUUCCACGCCUCGUCAUUGUUGGUGUUUCAGUGACUGGAGCACUACUUGUUCUCUUCAACAUUGCUCUUGUUGCCUGCUUUGUGUACAGGAAGAGAGCCAAGGGUAAGCGUACAGCUGCCAGCGAACAGAGCAGCAGUAAGUCGGCAACCAUUGAAAUGUAUGCCCCUAGCAGUUAUAAUGAAACGGUCACUGGUGAAACACUAAGUUCAGUUUCAGAAAAGAGUGAAAGCUACUCAAAUGGAGACAGCAAUCAGGAAUAUCUAGAAGACAACACAAAACCACCAGCAGCAAGUACUUACUUGAUUGACCAGAUGGAGUAUCCUUACCAGUACCCUGCUUACGAGGUCCAACAUCAGCCAAAACCUCAUCACGAGGAGGGUUCAGAGACAAUGAACAGAAAUACUUACAAUCCCAGUGUAGAAGGAGCAAAAUUGCAUUACGCGACACUACCACCACCGCCGAGCCAUGCCGAUGGUCCAUACUACAACAUUUCGCCUGAUGCCCGUUAUGUGGCAUAUCCACCACAGCUUGAGUUUGCACAUCUGACAGGCUCCUUGCGGCGACCGACAGCUGCUGCUGGUAUGGGAAGUGCAGUGCGUGCGCCGUCUACUGUGCCGCCUCCUGACGUCACAGUCUCCCACAACCCUCCUCCUGUUCCUCCACCAGCUGUUGUGCAGAAUGGUCCCACUCCGCUACUUUCGACAUUCAAUCCUAAUCUUGGUUACCCAGCCUCUGUAGAAGCUGAAGGACAUCUAGUGUGAUUGUGCUCCCUUUGAAUAGAAGAGCUUCACGUGUGGUCUCUUUGGUGGUUGCUGAUUCCAGUGGAAACUGAAGCUUGUGUUUUCAACAUUUUCAAGAAAAUUGUUUACAGUUUUAUGGAGUCAUAUAAUGACUGAAGUGUGUGUUAAUAUAAGAUAUGUGCCAAAGGCCUGUGAGAACUUCUGGCACUAUCGGUUUCAAAAUGCUACAUUCUGAGCAUUAAUGUGUAUAAGAAUGAAGAGUUUACUCUAGAACAAAUCUCUUUUGUUAUGAGAUGUCUUACACAGUUCCACUUUCAAAAGAAAUUUGAUCUGCAGGAAUUCACCGCUAGUGAAGUAAAUUUGUUGAAAAUGUUGUGUAAUUUUAUAAGUGUGUUGGACUGUUUCUAGGGACAUUGAGGAUCAUUCAGUUUAGUGUAUAGUGCAGAUGGUGCUGUUUUGUUGCUGUGAAUUGCUUACUACUUGCUGUGCUCUGUGUAUGGAUGGAGUGUGAACAAACUUCCAUAUGAAAAAAAAAAUGGGUUCGUAUGUGUGAGGUAUUGACAGUACAAUGUAAAAUUACUGCGAGGUGCUGGUUUGAACAGAAUGUGACGCUGUUCUCAUAUUGUAGGAACAGUUUAUCUUGAGCUACUUGUGUGAUAGAACAAUAAUAAUUUAUAAACUGCAUUGAACAUGCCAGCUUCGUUUUUUGUAAGCUGCUGAGACUUCUAUCAGUAUGAGAUUUUUAUACUCGAUACAGAUUUGUGUUAUACACAAGAAAGAAUCUCUUCUGUAUAGAAGUUUCACUGUAAUUAUGGUGAUCCACAAACAGCUCAAUCACCUGCAGAAUUUCAGGUGACUCCACAGUUUUUGCAUUAAGACUGAAUAGUUGAACUUAGAUAAACAACACAGUUGGAUACAUGUAAUCUUCCACUUAAUGUCUUUUGAUCUCAAUUUUCUUGUUUGUAUUUGAGGUAUCUUACUAUAAAAGCAUGUUGUAGGUACAUAUAUUUCAGUGUGAAAAAUUUUAUUUUUUCAAAUUACUGCUGCUUUGUGCAUGUACAGAGAUCUUGUGAAAAGAAGAUGUCUUCACUGGGUCUUGGAAAAAGGCCCUUUUUGCAUUUGUAUGCAAUCUAGAAACAGUUCUAAAUUUCACUUACUGUUUACCUGUAGAAGUAUUUUAGAUUGUUUUCAGUGACAAAAAGUAAUGGAUAUUUGCUAUUUAAAAUUUCAGUGUUGAAUUGAUAUUUACUUUAAUUACAUCAUUUAUUUUAAUCAGAAUCUAACAGCCAAAGAUAACUGCGAGUAUACUGGCUGUAUAUGAACAAUGAAUUCAUCCGGAAACAGGGCUGAAAUAGGAAAUGUUGUAUUUCUCUAAAUAUACUGUAACAGUAGAACCUUUAAAUUUGUUGCUAUUGAAACUACACAGCAUCAGCACAGAUUCAUACUAGAUGGGCCUGUAAACUGACGCCUGUAGAGUGCAACACAAUUCUCUUUGAGACAGUUUUAUAUUGUUUUAUUCAGAAUGUUUCAUCCUUCCAUCAUUUCUUGUAUCUUGCACUCAUCCAAAUCUGUAUCAACCCCAUCUAAAUAGAAAUGAUGUAUUAUUCUGCAUUAUGUGUAAUAUCUCUUUGUUUGUAUUUCAGUUAACUUUUUAUUUUUCAAGCCACCUUCUUUCAGAAAUUAGAAGAUUCAUCUUUCACAGCUUAUAUCUACCAUUAAGAUCUUACUUUUAAAUGAUCUGAAAUUAUAAUUCUAAAGUUGGUUGUCAGUAGCUUUGGAAGGGAAAAUGAGAUGUCAGUUGGCAAUGUUUUGCUCGUGUGCUAUACUUUUUCAUUUUUUCGCCUGACUAUAUAUGUUCAUUCCAUGCUGUUGACUAUUUAGUACUAAAGUGCUUAUACCUGUUUAAUCCUGAUUAUCUGAACCUUGUGACCCAAAGUGACUGAUACCAAACACAGAACUAUCUUUUCUUUAUCACCGUCAGUUUCAGGUAUGCUGUUACAGUUCCUUUGGACUCAUGGUACUGAGAUCAGAAACUUUAGCAGUGAAAGAUUAGCAGUAUAUUGAAUACUUCCUCAUAUGUCAACCAUGUUUCUGAUUAUAAAUAAAUUUUGAUCAAUAUGUGUGUAUUUGUUGACAAUACAGUCUUACAUCAAAUGCAGUGUAAGCCUUAAUACCUUUUACUCCAUUUCCAUAUUUUGCAUUUUCUGCUAUACAAUAAAUUUGUUUGUCCAUAGUAUUUCAUAGUUGCUCUUCAUGAAAAAUUAUUAAUGUAAGGAGACAUAAUAAUCCCUUAAAAGAAUUGUGAUAGUAGCUGUAAGUAAAAUCAAUGAAAUGCUCAUCAUAUCUUACAAAAGAAUUGCUGAAAUAUGUGUCUUGUAAUAAUUGGAUGUAGACUAAUAUGUUAGCUACAACAUCAGAUGAAUCAAAGAGGCCUCCCAACUGAAAUUUCCAUGUGCACUGCAAAACAGUGGCUCUUGAAUUUGUUUUGGAUUCUGAUUGUUGUUGCAUCAGGAAGAAGAGUAAUAGCUUAAUUUUGUCAUGAAAUUAGCUGUAGAACACUUCAAAUAUACUAAACAUCUGAGGAAAUUCUCCUGAAAUGUAUUUUUUUUUAUUUUCCCUCUUUAAUGUUGGUCUGAUCACUGAUACGUUAAUUUGAAUCUUAUACACCUAAUGGUCUUUUUUAUUUUAGUGCCAUUACGUUGAGUGAGCAUCAUUUCAAAAAUAAAUCAGUAUUACUGUGUAGAUUAUCUUUUUGCAGUUGCACUUUGAAAUUUCUUGAACAGUCUCUUUCUUGAAGAGUAACACCCCUUAUUCAUGAAUAUCACACAGUUUGAUUUGCUUCGAGCAACAUAAAAAGACACCAUUCAACAUAAAAUUCAAAGCAAUUCAUUAACAUAAUCACCUAUAUCAAUAUUAUGUUUACUUUGUACAAUUUUGUAAUGGGGCAUGCUAAAAUAUGUUUUUCAUUUUUUCUGAUAUUUUUAACAUAAAUAAUAAAACAUUUUUCUUUAAGAUUACCUCCCUGAAGUGGGAAGCCCUUUUCAGUUUGAAUGUUUACUGUAUCACAGGCAUCAGACCAUCAGCUCAUAUGAAUAAGUACAUUUUCAAAUGUGUUGAUGUGGUAAGCCAGUGUAGUUGAACUACUGUGCACCACAUAAAAUAUUUCUUCAAUAUUAUGUUGGAUUUGUUGCACAAGCAUUUCAGUUAAAAACUACUGAGCCACUGAAAGCUGGUAUAUGGGCUGUGUGAAGCUAGAACAAUUAGUAAAAAAAAUUAUUUAAACAUCUAUUUUGAUUUUCAAUCUUGUAAUGAAUUAAAGCAUUGUGUAAUCUAACUGUAGUGUAUUCUGGUAUAACUUCUGCUGCAUUUUGUGUGCAUGGUUUCCAAAUUGUGAAAGUGAUGUGAACUAUUUUCUGAUGUGUCAGUGUGAUAUCUCCAUAUGAAAAACUUUCAAGUGUGCUAGGUUCUGAAUGCAGCAAAAGAAAUUCCUACAGGAAUACAAACUACCUUCAUUGUAAUUUUGCAGUUCCCAUUUUAUGAAAAAUGUUUGCUCAAUAAAUGUUUUGAAAUGUGUUUGUAAUAAUCUUAUUAGGUAAAAAUGUUGCCGUGUUGAGUACAGAUACAAAAAUGUGUUACAGCUGUCAACACAGUGCUCUUCCGUAAUUUUAAUUGCAGAUUUGUACAGGUAUGCUUCUAGUUAAUGAUGUAUAAAUUAUAUAGCAGUACUGUAAUUAUAAUUGAUACUAUGGACAAUGAAAGUUGAAAGAAUUGUAUUUUUAAUACGGUAUUCUAAUUUAGCAGAUAUUAAAGUGUACAGAAGUCACUUGUUUGACUCAUUAUUCAGAGUUUGUAUAUAAUCACAUACCUUAAAAUAGUUUGAAUGUUAGUGUAUAUGAAUAGUCCAAAUGACAAAAAUAAUAUAAUUUUGUCCAUCAUCAUACAUUUACAGAAACUUAAUAUCUGCUGCCUCCAUGUAAAAAUGUCAUUUUAUAAUGUGUAAUAUAUUAUGUGCAGUUAUUGAUAAUUUUGUUUUUAUAACUGAUAUCCACUUGCAAAAAUAUGCCAUAACAAAAUGGAGUGCCUUGUAGUAACUGGCUUUGUGAAUAUAAAAGAAAAAUACUGUCAUGCUCAGUACGCAAAUAUUGAGCAUUUCCCAUUUCUUCCUGUG
Molecule: messenger RNA, 8710 nt
Organism: Schistocerca nitens (vagrant locust)
Lineage: Eukaryota; Metazoa; Arthropoda; Insecta; Orthoptera; Acrididae
Product: nephrin-like
Exons: 23
Coding region: 1-4563 (1520 amino acids)
Molecular function (GO): protein binding
Source: RefSeq, a predicted model, not a curated record